Molecule: messenger RNA, 2157 nt
Organism: Lodderomyces pseudojiufengensis
Lineage: Eukaryota; Fungi; Ascomycota; Pichiomycetes; Serinales; Debaryomycetaceae
Exons: 1
Coding region: 1-2157 (718 amino acids)
Molecular function (GO): FAD binding
Source: RefSeq, a predicted model, not a curated record
AUGCCUUCGAAAACUGAGACUAAUAUCAAAGAAUCAAAAACAGAUGUUUUAAUAAUUGGUGCAGGACCAUCUGGUUUAAUGUGUGCAUUAUGGUUAUCAAGAUGUGGAAUCCCAUUUAGAAUUAUAGAUAAAAGAUCAAAUGAAAUAUUUGCAGGUCAAGCCGAUGGUUUACAAAGUAGAUCAUUAGAAAUUUUUAAAUCAUUUAGUGAAUCACAAUUUGAUUUUAUAACAAUGGAUCAAGCUUGGAAAUGUGCAAAUCAUAUUGAAGAAAUGUGUUUUUGGUCACCAAAUGAAAAUGAAGAAUUAAUUAGAAAAUCAAGAAUAAGUGAUAAUAUACCUGGAUUAUCAAAUUUUACUGAAUGUGUUAUUAAUCAAGGUAAUAUUGAAAAAUGGUUUGUUGAAUCAAUAAAACAAUUCUCUGGAAAUAAAGUUGAAAUUGAAAGACCUUUGUUACCAUUAAAUUUAAAAAUUAAUGAUGAUAAUGAAGGUGAAUAUCCCGUUGAGAUUUUGGUCAAAAGAUUGAGUAAUGAGAAAGCAAAACCAGAACAAUUUGGCGGAACCUCAAAUGGAUUGUUUCGACAAUUUGAUGGAGAUCAAGAAAAAUCAUAUUCUAAUAUCCAAGAUAGUAAUGAUCUUGAAUUAAUCAAAGCUAAAUAUGUUUUAGGAUCAGAUGGAGCACAUAGUUGGGUUAGAAAACAAUUAAAUAUUAAUAUGGAAGGGGAACAUACAGAUUUUGUAUGGGGUGUAAUGGAUAUUGUACCAAUUACAAAUUUUCCAGACAUUAGAAGUAGAUGUGCAGUUCAUUCAAAAGAUAGUGGUUCAAUGAUGAUUAUACCAAGAGAAAAUGAUUUAGUAAGAUUUUAUAUUCAGUUAAAAGAAGUUGAUCGUGAUGUUUCUACUAAAGAUGAAACAAGAGAAUUUAUGGGUAAUUGUGAUGAUAAAUUAGCAAGUUCAAAAGGUAGAAUUGAUAGAUCUAAAAUUACUCCAGAAUCUAUAUUAAAACAAGCACAAGAAAUUAUUAAACCUUAUACAUUAGAAAUUUGUAAUUUGAAUUGGUAUACAGGUUAUCAAAUAGGUCAGAGAGUAGCUAAUAAAUUUGAAAAACAUAAUCGUGUAUUUAUUAGUGGUGAUGCAUGUCAUACUCAUUCACCAAAAGCUGGUCAAGGAAUGAAUGUAUCAAUGCAAGAUACAUAUAAUUUAGGUUUUAAAUUAGCUUUAGUUUGUAAAGGUUUAGCUGAUCCUAAAAUUUUAAAUACUUAUGAACUGGAAAGAAUUAAAAUUGCAAAAGAUUUAAUUGAUUUUGAUCAUAAAUUUUCAAAAUUAUUUAGUGGUCAACCAAUGAUACCAAAUUCAAAAAUUAUGGAACAAACAAAUGAAGAAUUAUCAAAUGACAGAGUUGAUAUGAAUGAAUUCCAUCAAGUUUAUUUAAAAGGUAGUAAAUUUGCAAGUGGUACAAUUGUUGAUUAUGAAGAUUCUAUAUUAAUUAAUAAAUCAAUUAAAGUUUUUUCAAAUGAAAAUGGAGAUUUUAAUUCGUUAGCUUCAAAAGUACCAAUAGGUAGAAGAUUAUAUAGUGAUUUGAUUUUAGGUCAAGUUGAUUUAAAAACUCAACAGAUUGAGGAUAAAUUAACUUCAGAUGGUAGAUUUAGAGUUAUAAUUUUUUCAGGAAAUUUAAAACACAAUCCAAUUAAUUUUGAAAAAUUAAAUAACUUUAAUUCAUUUUUUAAUUCAACAAAUCAUUUUUUGAAAAAAUAUACACCAAAAUUUGCAUUUGAAAAUUCAGUAAUUGAAAUAUUGUUAAUUCAUUCGAAUAAAAGAAAUGAAAUUGAAUUUAAUGAAUUUCCUGAAUUUUUAAGACCUAUUGAUUUCAAAAGAAGAACUGAUUAUUGGAAAAUUUAUUCAGGUGUAGAUUCAAAUCAUCUUGGUCAAAAAAUUGAUAUAUAUGAAACUUAUGGUAUUGAUAAAGAUAAGGGAGCUAUAUUAGUCAUAAGACCAGAUACUCAUGUUGCUAAAGUUGUUGAAUUUUCUGAAUCUGGAUUAAAUGAAAUUGAUGAAUAUUUUGAUGUAUUUAUGAUUGAUCAACGUAAUAAUGAAUUUUUGGAAAAGGAUGUAGAGAAAGAUGAUUCAGAUAGAUUUGUUAAACCAAGAUUGGCUGUAUAA